This is a messenger RNA of Scleropages formosus (Asian bonytongue), 2921 nucleotides long. RefSeq names its product LIM homeobox 1a (gene lhx1a). The transcript is spliced from 5 exons. The record is from RefSeq and is a predicted model, not a curated record. Gene Ontology annotation, biological process: neuron differentiation; regulation of transcription by RNA polymerase II. Gene Ontology annotation, cellular component: nucleus. NCBI's taxonomy places the organism in Eukaryota, Metazoa, Chordata, Actinopteri, Osteoglossiformes, Osteoglossidae. Bases 936 to 2153 code for a protein of 405 amino acids. Gene Ontology annotation, molecular function: zinc ion binding; RNA polymerase II transcription regulatory region sequence-specific DNA binding; DNA-binding transcription factor activity, RNA polymerase II-specific.
GGCUUUGAGGAACAUGCAGAGUAAACCGGAGGCUGCGCGAGGAGCGUCGGUCCUGCACGCGCGCACACCCAUACACCACACACGCGCGCGCACAGAGAGAGAGAGGGGAAGAGAGAGAGGAAGAGAUGACACGCGCGCUCACACGGCACUAGCCGCGUGCACCGCCGCCUCACCAAGGAGACCCACGCAACCGGAGAGGGGCAAAACAAGCGCGCGCUUCCGCUGACACUGCUGGGGGUAUCCCUUUCUUCCUCCCUUUAUUAACGGGUAUGCGGCGCUGGAUGCGCGGCGGUGACAAAGUGCAUCACUAGGUGCAUCGCAUCGGCUGCCUCGCGCUGCACAAUGGUUGCAACGCUCAGAAUUUCUUCUGUUUGAUGCAUCUCCAGUGUUUGCGCGCGCAGAAAACGGUCUCCUUCCGAUGCUCCACGCUGACGGCCACGGAGAAGUGCCCACGGGGUUCCGCCACCUCACUUUCCCGCGCUGGUGAUUUCGUGUCUCCCGUUUUUUCUGCUUCUUAUUUGUGUUUUUUGUUGCUGGUUUGCAUGGAAGACGGAAAAGAAGAUUGACUCCGCGAGGCUUCCAAAGCAAGGCUGUGUGUGGCGCUACCUCAGACCCGGCCGACAACGCUCACCCUCGCACACCUCUGGCCACCCUCACUUUGGUUUCUUUUUUGGUUGUUGUUGUUUUUUUUUUCCUUUCUUCUUCUUCUUUUUGGUUUUUUUUUUUUUUUUUUUUCCGGACCUUACAGGAUCUGUUGGGAUCUGAGGACUCGCAGGAGGACGUGGACACCGGGACCUCCCAAGUGCGCGAAAGAGCCAAAGGUUCUCUUAAAAAUUCAGAGCUCUUCUCCUCUAAAAAGGGGGGGAGGAAGGUGAAACGCUGAAAGAAAACACAGGCCCUCAGGCGAAAGAGUUGCUGGAUCGAGCCCAAAGACGAUGGUUCACUGUGCAGGGUGCGAGAGGCCCAUACUGGACCGCUUUCUGCUCAACGUGCUGGACCGAGCCUGGCACGUCAAAUGCGUGCAGUGCUGCGAGUGUAAGUGCAACCUGACGGAGAAGUGCUUCUCUCGAGAGGGCAAACUCUACUGCAAAAACGACUUCUUCAGGCGGUUCGGUACCAAAUGCGCAGGCUGUGCUCAGGGCAUCUCUCCGAACGACCUGGUGCGCAGAGCGAGGAGCAAAGUGUUCCACCUGAACUGCUUCACCUGCAUGAUGUGCAACAAGCAGCUGUCCACCGGGGAGGAGCUCUACAUCAUCGACGAGAACAAGUUCGUUUGCAAAGAGGACUACCUGAGCAACAGCAACGUGAAGGACACCAACCUGCUCUCAGUGACCGCAUGCAGCGACCCCAGUCUGUCCCCCGACUCGCAGGACCAGCUUCAGGACGACGUGAAGGACUCGGAGAUCGCCGCCCUCUCCGACAAAGAGGCGGGCAACAACGAAAACGACGACCAGAACCUGGGGGGCAAACGGCGCGGCCCGCGCACCACCAUCAAGGCUAAGCAGCUGGAGACGCUCAAGGCCGCGUUCGCCGCCACGCCGAAGCCCACGAGACACAUCCGCGAGCAGCUCGCGCAGGAGACGGGUCUCAACAUGCGGGUCAUCCAGGUGUGGUUCCAGAACCGGCGGUCCAAAGAGCGGCGAAUGAAGCAGCUGAGCGCGCUCGGGGCCCGCAGGCACGCGUUCUUCCGCAGCCCGAGGCGGAUGAGGACGCUCGUGGACCGCCUCGAGCCGGGGGAGCUCCUCCCCAACGGACCCUUCUCCUACUACGGAGAUUAUCAAAGCGAAUACUACGGUCCUGGAGGCAACUACGACUUCUUCCCCCAGGGACCUCCGUCCUCGCAGGCGCAGACCCCCGUGGAUCUCCCCUUCGUCCCAUCCUCCGGUCCCACCGGUACCCCCCUGGGCGGCAUGGACCACCCCCUCCCCGGACACCACCCGUCGAGCGAGGUGCAGCGUUUCUCUGACAUCAUGUCGCACCAUCCCGGCGACUCGCCCAGCCCAGAACCCGGCAUUCCGGGACCCAUGCACAGCAUCUCCUCCGAAGUGUUCGGGCCUAGCCCGCCUUUUACCUCACUGUCCCUCAACGGCAGCGGAUACAACAACCACCUGUCACACCCGCCCUCAGAAAUGAACGAAGCCACGGUGUGGUAGCGAGAGAGCAAGAGAGAAAGAGAAAGAAAGGACAAACGACGAGGGGGGGGCACGGAGGGUGGGUGGGGCUGCUGGGCGGGCGAGACGUGGAGGGGAAGGCGACGGGGGCUCGGACUUGGAUGAAUUUUUGUCAUUUUAUUUUUUGCAAUUUUAUUUGACCACGCGGUUUCGUAAGGGAAAGGACACGCGGAAACGUCAGAGGUUGUAAGCGUUUGCGUUGGUGUUUCGUUGAUGUUCAGUCACUCCUUUCUCUACCAAUACGAGAGCAGAAACGACGCGAUGGACCCGGCUGGACUGCUCGCCCGGGUUCUCGCUCCUUCGGCUGUGAGCACAGUGACUCUGCUUUUAAGGUGCAACACAGCGACGCCCCACCUGAAACAUUUCAAUGCUCUGCUGGGGGGGGGGGGCGGUUGGGGGGGGAUCAUUCUGAAUUCAACCUUUUUUUUCCGGAACACAAAAACAUUGCUAGCUACUGUCAAAGACUAAACGGCUUCGUAUAAAAACACCUAGGACAAUAGGUUUUGUGGCCAGUGAUGUUGACUCCAGAACAGCUGAAAUGUGUCAGCCCUGUGUAUUUAUGGCACCAGACGUGUCCCUGGUAUUUAUCUGAAAGCUCCUCAGACCUCUUUGCCUUUCAAGGCUCUGCCAUAUUGACACUUAAACAGCUUUUUUUGAUGCUAAAUAUGUUUCUGAAGGGCAGGGGGACAUUUUCUUUUUCUAUCUUGGACUUUCUGUUUUUUUUUUUUUUUUUUUUUUCUUUCAAGAAUU